Molecule: messenger RNA, 2958 nt
Organism: Saccostrea echinata
Lineage: Eukaryota; Metazoa; Mollusca; Bivalvia; Ostreida; Ostreidae
Product: plasminogen-like
Exons: 4
Coding region: 99-1478 (459 amino acids)
Biological process (GO): proteolysis
Molecular function (GO): serine-type endopeptidase activity
Source: RefSeq, a predicted model, not a curated record
UCGACCUUUGGUUCUAAUAAGUCGCCUACCUAAGUAUUCCAUAUAAAAUAAAGCACUACAGAGAAAAAAAAAGUUAGUCCUGCGUGAGUUUACGGAAUAUGGACUAUCGACUAGCAGUGACUCUUCUGCUCCUACAGGUGCCUCUUGUUUGCAUGGCCACGAACAAUUUUGCCUCAACCAUUAGCAAUGCAACAGUGAAUAAUAAUUCAACGAAGGAUGAAUUUUUUUCAAACACGACAUCAAAGUCUCCUUUUCCAGAGAAAAUAUUUUGCGAUUUCUACACUCAGUGGACAACUUGGUCGAAAUGCAAUAGAAACUGCAUGCAGACGCGCAUGCGCAAAUGUCGCAAAAAAGACGUCUGCGGAAAAUCAAGAUUCAAAGAAAAACAAUCAUGCAAACACCGUACCCGGCAAUGUCCUGAUCAUUCAUUUAAGAUUAUUGGUUCUAGUUUACGAAAUAGAAGAAUAGAGGAUCGUUUAUAUGACAUUUUCUAUCAUUCUUGGACAGCGUGGACAGCAUGCAGCGGUGAUUGCAAAACGAGGCGUCGCCGGAAGUGCAAGACUGAUAUCUGCACAGGAGGAUUUUUGGAGGAAGAAAAAUCUUGCAAGAGUACUUCCAAGUGCAACAAGAUAAUGUCAUUAUAUGUUAAAAAUCGACCAAAAAAUAGACAAGGUAACAAACUUAAGACUUUAAAGGGUUUGCAAAGUGUCUGUGGAAUAAGACCUAACACAAGAUCCCCUCGCAUUGUGGGAGGACACGAGAGUAUUCCACAUAGCUGGCCCUGGCAGGUUGAGAUUCUAACAAAAAGGAAGCGACACUUUUGUGGUGGAACUUUGAUUUCUCCACGCUGGGUAUUGACCGCUGCCCACUGCAUCGUAAAAAAGGGAAGAAAGCGAAAAGUACUUGUUCGCGUUGGCGAACAUGAUACAGAUGUUCGAGAAGGUACAGAAAAGGAUAUCAGCGUCAGUCGAUAUCUGCCGCAUCCAAAAUUUAACUACGCAUUAGUUGCAAAUGACAUUGCUCUUCUCAAACUUUCCAAACCUGUGCACAUUUCAAAUAGUACAGGAUAUGCGUGCAUACCCAAAAAGGGUAAAAAAUUUAGAGUGAAAGCAGGGACAUUAUGUAGUACCCUUGGUUGGGGUAAAACAAAUAUAACAGCACCUCAUAACAAUAAAGUAUUAUAUGAAGUUCAAGUUCCGAUAGUAAAGAAAAAGAAGUGCAAAAAAGCAUUUUCCUUUAGAGUUACAAGCUCUCAGCUGUGUGCAGGCUAUUCAAAAGGCCAGAAAGACGCUUGUACUGGUGACAGCGGUGGACCAUUACUUUGUGUCAAGUCACGUGGUCUCUAUAAUAGGAAGUGGUAUGUAAAUGGUGUCACUAGUUAUGGUGAAGGUUGUGGACAGAAGCGGAAGUUUGGAAUUUACACAGACGUCAGUAAAUUCUAUCGAUGGAUUGUUAAAAAUAUUUCAAAAGAUUUAUAGUGAAAGUGUAUUGUUAUUGAGUAUGAUACGCACACAGUAUUUUAAGUUCUAAGUCCACGGACGUUAAUUAAGUGAAUUGCUGAGUUUGUGGGGAACAGCCUGUACGACAAUCAUAACAAUGGUUCAUUGCUAUUUUCACUUACUUGUUUUUAGUUCUCUACUUUUGCUACUGACGAGCAACUAAUGUCAAAAAAUUAUACAAACAUAACCUUAACACAGGAUCAUUAUGCUUAAACACCCAUCCACCCAACCCCUAUAUUUAUACUUUAGCUAAUAUGCAUUUUUCGUUAUCAUUAACUGCUAGUCCAUAAUAUAGUUGAAUAAAUCAGUGACAGUAGCAACGAACCUUUGCUUUGCUAUUGUCUGUCUGUCAUGAAACUCACCAAUUCUUAAAUGGGGGCUGCAACCUCAAAUUUAAAAAAAAAAAUGUUUGUUAUUUAUAAAUGUAACCAUGUUCCCAUUGUAGUUGUUAACGCUAGGGUUGUGUAAAAGUUUAUGACCAACACUGACCGUUUGUCUGUGCGAGUCAUUCGGUCAUCACUCAGCUCAUGCAAAAUUCAUACAUGUAAUUGGAUCUGAAGAAACAUGUGUCGGUAAGAAAUUUUACGUUGAAAUAACUCAGAAAUAACAUAUGUAGAUGUAGUAGUAUUCUGGCUUUCCUGACUUUAUUUUCUCAAGAACAAAAGGUAAUGUGGGUCUUCCAGUUAAACAAGGUCAAAAUACAUGACAGAAAGUACGUAGAAGCUGCUGAAUCGGCAAGUACUAGCACUUGUUUUACACACUUAGGCUAAUGUUUGAUUUUUUGUUAUUGGACACAAUAAACUAUAGGGUUUUUUGAACCAGAAUUGCUCUUUAUUAAGUUUAAAGCUGAUGAAUUCAAAAUCGCCUUCCUCAUACAAAUGCUAAAUUUACCUAAUUCUAAAACAGAAAAGCCAAAAAAAGUACAGAUAAAAUUAAGAUACACGAUCCAGGAGUACGGCCUCUAGUCUUUUGAAAAUUAAACAUUUUUAAUGUACGACAAACAAGCAUAUUGUUUGAAAGAAAUUACAACGCAAAUCUCCAUACAAGGCCUGGUGUAACUGUUUAAUUAGUUUUAGGUUGAAAAGUUCUUAUUGUAGGAUUUUCCAGGAGUUAUUCAACAACAAAUUCACUGACAUUAUAUGCUGCCAAGAAACAUUGUUUACAUAAAUUUAAAUCAUGAAAAAUUGUCAUAAUAUCAGCAUCAUACGUCAUGUUAUAUGAUACAUUUAUGUUACAUGUUCUUUGUUUUUGUUUAUUUAUGUUGAUCAUCAGACACUUAUAGUUGUUAAGUCUAGAUCUCAUUUUAUCACUAUAAACAUGCAUCUUCCCUGGUCGUAUAUUCUGGAUGAAAAUUUACCCAAUAAAAAAUCAUCCAUGCAAGAUUUUCCAAUUAAUUUUUUGUUACUGAUAUAAAAUGGCUAACUUAGAUGCAUUUCAAAUAAACUCUCUGAAGUCUGAA